GUUACAAAGACGAUAAAAAAAAAAUCUCAAUUAUCGUUCGUAUUUAUCAUUACCAUGGGCACGCAAGUAGAUUACAAUUUACAAAGAGACAAAAAGGGGGUCCACUAUUAGCCAGAGGAUUUUAUAGAGGAAGUGGAGUUCAAGGUUGAGCAUAGUUUCAAUUCAAGAUUCCAAACAGAAAAACACCUUGAAUUUUGAUAGCAAUGGCGGAUGCUAAACAGCUUCACAUAGCUAUGUUUCCAUGGCUAGCCUUUGGCCACAUGAUUCCAUACCUUGAACUAGCCAAACGGAUUGCUCAAAGGGGUCACAAGAUCUCCUUCAUUUCAACUCCCAGAAACAUCCAACGCCUUCCUAAAGUCCCUCCAAAUUUAUCUUCGCAAAUGAAUUUUGUGAGCCUCACUUUACCCCAUCACGAUAAUCUUCCACAACACGCAGAGGCCACCAAUGAUUUGCCAUUUCACAAAAUCCCAUAUCUUAAAAUUGCCUGUGAUGAACUCCAAGAUUCUUUGGCCGAAUUUUUGCAAAAAUCCAAGCCAGAUUGGAUUAUUUACGACUUUAUUGCUUUCUGGUUGCCACCAAUAACAGCCAAGCUUGGAAUCUCCAGCGCCUUCUUCAGCAUAUUCCAGGCUUGGUCAAUCUGUUUCGGUGGCUCAUCAUCAUCGGCCAUGAUCAACGGCAAGGAUCCUCGUACUAAGCCAGAAGAUUUCACUGUUCCUCCACCAUGGGUACCAUUCAAAGCCACCGUUGCCUUUCGACUUCAUGAAGCAAAAAAAAUUUUUGAUCAUUAUGAGAUGAACGAUUCGGGAGUUACAGAUAUGGUUCGUGUGGGGUUGGUGAUAGACGGUUGUGAUGUGAUAGCUGUAAGAAGCUGCAUGGAGAUUGAAUCGCAAUGGAUAAAUCUAGUGAGAGAGCUUCAUGGUAAACCAAUCCUACCUGUAGGGCUGUUGCCGCCUACGACUUAUGACAGUAGAGACACCCUUGAAGAUAACAACUGGCUUACCAUUAAAGACUGGUUAAGAAAACACGAGCCAAAGACUGUGAUUUAUGUAGCAUUUGGAAGCGAGUUAAAUUUGAGCCAAAUUGAGUUGACUGAGUUGGCUCUAGGUUUGGAAUUAUCCGGGUUACCUUUCUUUUGGGCUUUAAGGAAUCGGGAUGACACAGUAGUUCUUCCAGAAGGGUUUGAGGAAAGAGUGAAGGGUAGAGGAGUGGUGUGGACGAGUUGGGCCCCUCAACUCAAAAUAUUAGCUCAUGAAUCGGUGGGAGCUUUUUUGACUCACUGUGGAUUUAGCUCAAUCACAGAGUCAUUAUAUUAUGGACAUCCCCUGGUUAUGUUGCCUUUCUCCAUGGACCAGGGAUUGAUUGCCAGAGUUUUUACAGAGAAGAAAGUUGGCAUAGAGAUACCGAGAAAUGAGGAAGAUGGAGUGUACACGAGGAUAUCAGUGGCGAAGACAUUAAAGUUGGUUAUAGUUGAAGAAGAAGGAAAAAUUUAUAGAGAGAAAACCAAUGAAUUGAGGGUUUUAUUUGCAGAUGAACAACUCCAUGAUCAAUAUAUACACAAAUUUGUUGAGUUUCUGGAGAAUCAUAGGCAAGUUUCAGAUCAUUGAAGUGUAAUAGAUAUAAUUUGCAAUAAGUCAAAAUUAGAUAUUAUUGUUAUUGUUUAAAAAAAUAUUAGUUAUUAGUUUUAUU
Molecule: messenger RNA, 1686 nt
Organism: Mangifera indica (mango)
Lineage: Eukaryota; Viridiplantae; Streptophyta; Magnoliopsida; Sapindales; Anacardiaceae
Product: putative UDP-rhamnose:rhamnosyltransferase 1
Exons: 1
Coding region: 204-1604 (466 amino acids)
Molecular function (GO): UDP-glycosyltransferase activity
Source: RefSeq, a predicted model, not a curated record